Molecule: messenger RNA, 1662 nt
Organism: Nicotiana tabacum (common tobacco)
Lineage: Eukaryota; Viridiplantae; Streptophyta; Magnoliopsida; Solanales; Solanaceae
Cellular component (GO): chloroplast envelope; chloroplast thylakoid membrane
Source: RefSeq, a predicted model, not a curated record
AGAAAAGGAAAUCAGAAAUCAGGAAUUAGCCAUUGUUGGAGUUUUGUCUCAGCUCCCAAUAGUGAAGCAUGACCCAUUUUCUCAGCUUGGAUACAUCAAUUUCCGCCACCACAAAUCUCUCAAUCUUUCACACCCCCUUUUCACCUUCCAAUGCAGUAAUAUUACCCUUAGUUUCUCCCAAAUCUCUGGCUUUGCCCUUAGAGAAUUCCAAGAAAUCAGCAUCAAGAACACCAACUAGAACUAGUACUAAAACCCCAUUAACCAAGGUAUUGGCCAGUGGUGUAGCUGCUACUUCAGUGGAGGGAGAAGGUGAUGUUGAAGUUGCUCAGGGAUAUACAAUUACUCAGUUUUGUGAUAAAAUGAUUGAUUUAUUCCUAAAUGAAAAACCCAAGUCAAAAGAAUGGAAAAAGUACUUGGUUUUUAGAGAAGAAUGGAAAAAAUACAGGGAUAGAUUUUACAGUCGGUGUCAAACUCGAGCUGAUUCAGAAGCUGAUUCUCAAAUGAAGGAGAAAUUAAUUAGCUUGGCUAGAAAAGUUAGGAAGAUUGAUGAUGAACUGGAAAGGCAUACUGAACUUCUCAAAGAGAUACAAGAUAACCCGAGGGAUUUGAAUGCAAUCGUUACUAAGAGGCGCAAGGACUUCACUGGUGAAUUCUUUCGUCAUUUGACUCUGCUUUCAGAAGUUUAUGAUAGCUUGGAGGAGCGGGAUGCAAUUGCCAGACUUGGGACUAGAUGCUUGUCUGCAGUCAGUGCUUAUGAUAACACAUUGGAGAUUGUGGGAACACUAGAUACCGCCCAGGCCAAAUUUGAUGACAUCUUGAACUCUCCAUCAAUUGAUGCAUCAUGUGAGAAGAUUAAAAGCCUUGCCAAGUCUAAAGAACUUGACUCUUCUUUGGUCCUGCUGAUAAAUGGUGCUUGGGCUUCAGCAAAAGAAUCCUCUACCAUGAGAAAUGAGGUAAAGGAGAUAAUGCACCGUCUAUACAAGGCUACACAAAGUAGUCUAAGGAGUAUGGCACCAAAAGAAAUAAAGUUGCUUAAGUACUUGCUAAACAUCACAGAUCCUGAAGAGCGAUUCUCAGCAUUGGCAACAGCUUUCAGUCCUGGUCAUGAACAUGAUGCUAAGGAUCCUAAUGCUAUUUAUACAACUCCAAAAGAGCUGCACAAGUGGAUUAAAAUCAUGCUUGACGCGUACAACCUGAAUAAAGAAGAGACUGAAAUUAGGGAAGCCAAGCAGAUAAAUCAACCUGUUGUUAUUCAGAGACUUUUCAUUCUGAAGGAGACAAUUGAAGCAGAAUACUUGGAAAAAGAAGCUAACAAAGAAAAAGAUUCAAAACCAGAGGAAGUAGUGAUAUGAGUACCGACUCUGCCAACAUAUCUGUUGCUUACCACCAUUUAUUGUUAUUGCUAGCUACCAGUUAUCUGCUUCAAAAUUUGUAAUAAUAGGCAAUGUCUUUGGUGAUUUAUGUAUCUCCUUCAGCAUGCAGGUUUACAAUGCAUAGCAUGUGUUGCAAUAGUGAAGGCAUUAUGUUUAGUUGGUUUUGUAGAAAUAGCAAAAAGUUGUUUGCUCACCUAGAUGUAACUGAUAGCUUGUUGGAAUUUUCUCUUCUGAAAGACAGAGAGAGCUUUCUACACUUGCCCGAAGUUCUGCGUAUUGGUUUCAAAGA